Molecule: messenger RNA, 573 nt
Organism: Cryptomeria japonica (Japanese cedar)
Lineage: Eukaryota; Viridiplantae; Streptophyta; Pinopsida; Cupressales; Cupressaceae
Product: 2-oxoglutarate-dependent dioxygenase DAO-like
Exons: 2
Coding region: 1-573 (190 amino acids)
Biological process (GO): auxin catabolic process
Molecular function (GO): dioxygenase activity; indole-3-acetaldehyde oxidase activity
Source: RefSeq, a predicted model, not a curated record
AUGGUAACUUACAGUUUGCGUCUCUCAAAUCUUGCCCAAAAUAUCACAAAAAUAAUCCUGGCAAGCCUGGGGUUGGAUGCCAAGGCGUUCUACCACUCUCACUUCGCAAAGUGCACAUCAAGAAUGCGGAUAAAUAGGUAUUCAUCGCAACAAAAAAAUAUCGGGGAGGAGACUCUGAGAUCUCAUGCAGAUACCGGGUGCCUCACAAUACUUUACCAAGAUGAUGUGGGAGGCCUUGAGAUUCGAUCCAAGGAUGGCAAGUGGUUCAACGUCAAACCUCUCUCUCAUUCAUUUGUUAUCAAUCUGGGGGACUCUCUCAAGGCGUGGACUAAUGGCAGAUACCACAGCGCAGAUCAUCGUGUUGUUUGUAAAGGGUGGAUAGAUCGAAUGUCUAUUGCCUUUUUUAAUUCAUUUCCAAUGGAGACAGAAAUCUGGGCGCCUGAGGAACUUGUGGACAAGGACAAUCCAAGGCGUUACAAGGCUUUCAUAUUCUCCCAAUUCAGACGUGAAAUAAGAACGAAUACAGAUGACAGAGAAAAAGCUACAGCUCUCGAACGAUUCGCCGGCAUGUAA